Molecule: messenger RNA, 2328 nt
Organism: Rhizoctonia solani
Lineage: Eukaryota; Fungi; Basidiomycota; Agaricomycetes; Cantharellales; Ceratobasidiaceae
Product: ARID/BRIGHT DNA binding domain
Exons: 7
Coding region: 1-2328 (775 amino acids)
Molecular function (GO): DNA binding
Source: RefSeq, a predicted model, not a curated record
AUGGGAUCGUCGUCUUCCAAGUCUCGAGUUACGAAGCAUGGCAACGCGUCGACCAGGGGCUCUUCUCGUGGAGUUUCGGGUACUUCAAUAGGUACUGGGUCCUCCGGGAGGAGGAGAGUUACUGCCAAUCAGAUGCAGAGCACCCAUCUAGAAUUCUCAGAGAUUGUUACUUUUAACCCCAUCUACUCGCAUUUAGAAUGUUACCUUCGCCAAUUGAAUUGGUGGAUAUUAGAUGGGAAACUCAAAGGCGCACCAUUUCGUCUCAACAAAGGGGGGCCCGCUGGGCCGACAGGAGAGUGUGGCUCGGUAGGACAGUGGAGCUACUGCAAAAUGAACGAGAAGUACAAACAGCCGCCUGCGUCUCGCUACAUAGGCGCAGCGGCACCUGGGUUUGACUUGGGAGCAGGUUUGAGCCAAACCAUCCAGACGACGAUCCAAAUUUGUCAUCAGCAACCGCUCGAGGAUGCAAAUGUCCGAACCGCACUGCUGUAUCUCGUUGAGCGUCUUGCUUACCAAGGAGUCGCUAUUCGCACGGACCUCGAUAUAUUUAGUAUUUACGCCCACCUCAAAUCCAUGUCGACUACUGGUUACGCUCCCCCUCCCGAAGACGUUGUCGGUACCCAUGUAAUGAACAUUAUGAGUCUCGCAGCCUUCAAAGCGCCAGUUGAAUGGGAGAAUCGAAUGGAACUGGCAAACAGGAUUAAGGUUGAGUUACAUGCCGACAUUCUGGAAGUCCAGUUGUACUACCAAGAGCUUCAACAACUCUCUGGAAUCGACGAACUGAAAAGACGAGUUUCUCAAGCUAGAGAACAGGCAGAAGCACACAUUGGGAGGGGCGAUGCCUCGCACUGGGAAGAGCUAAGUUCGGUGACAUCUAUGCUGGCCAGAGUUGAGGGUAUGCUAGAGCAUAGUAUUCGUCAGCCAGGCUCGACUACAGGCUUAUCAUAUACGCCUCGUGCCUCUACCUCUAUGUCUACUUCUGGCUCUGGUUCUAUAUCUUCAUCUAUUACCACUCGGAUGCCAUCCAUCUUACCAUCUUCGACCACCGCGGUCAACCCUAUGCCUGUCAAUGUUGGGACUAAGACUGGCCUUCCGGGUGCGGUAACUUUGAAUUCAUACUCGGAGCCUGCUAUUCCUUCCGACCGUCUUACCUUUUCCUAUCUAUGGAAGCUAUGGGCCUUACAAAGCAGAAAAACCCAGCAAGAUAUACCCACACUGGGGGGAAAGUUCCUAGACCUACAGCUAUUGGCUUUGAAUAUUACCUCACUGGGGGGGCAGGCUGAAAUUAACCGUGACCCUAGACUAUGGAAACGACUAGCGGCUCAAUUGAAGCUGAUUGACCACGAAAAUCAAGAUGACGACCAUUCCAAACGUAUCGUACACAUGCUUCAGAAGACGCAAGGGGAGCUAUUACUUCCUUUUGAGCAAUAUUGCAUUGCUUGGAGUCGUCUAUCGGAGGAAGAGAGGAAUAAAAGCCUGCUAGAAUAUGCGACAGCCACAAAGACGUUGAAGGCCAAACUCCCUUCUCCUAUGCCAGAAGUUACCGACACACUCUUACCCAUGCCGGUAAUGCCGGUUCGUGGUGCUACGUUGACACCGAAUUCGCCUGAGCUUGAGGAAGCCAUGAAAUUGGUGGAUUUUUACUUUCACGGGUUUUAUCCUGGCAUCCCGCUGCGCGCCAAAAUCCAACGGUUACUCGAAUUGCCCCCGUCGGAGCUCCCGAAUCACACGUGGACACGGAAAAGGAUAGACUGGCUGUCCAAGUUCUCCCAAACCUAUGCAGGUCGAAGCACGGAUCAAAUCAUUGCAUACAUGGCAGGAAUUAUACCUCAACACCUAUCACAACAGCUACCUGGAAAGAAGCCGAUCACCGUAUCGCCCCCAAGUGGGUGGCCAGUCAACGACGUCAAAGUGACAGAAGUACCCCCACCAACAAGCACUGCAAUGUUUCCUCCACAGCUCAUCAUUCAGGCCAAUCGAUUCGUUGACAUAACUUUGCAAGCCGUUGAGAGUGUCCGUCCAAUGAGGCGUGUCGAGCUGCCAGAUGCACACCAACAGCCUUUAAAGGCGCUUGUUACUGAGGCUUACGAUCUGGCGCUUUUCCUCUACCGCGCUUCCGCACUUCAUUAUAUGCUAUUUAUUGAUGAGAAGGAUACGAGGAGUGGUAUAAUGCACGCUGUGCUCAUUAUUGAGCAAUUUUUCUUAUGUUCGAGCGGAUACACAGCUCAUAUUAUACGCCUCGAUCAAGCGGUGGCUGCAGUCACUCGUGUACGAGACACAGUCAAUGCGAUGAGAGAGCUUAUGCAAAAAGAUACCGAGAAUAUUUAA